Messenger RNA from Cicer arietinum (chickpea), 1380 nucleotides. RefSeq names its product zinc finger A20 and AN1 domain-containing stress-associated protein 4-like. Gene Ontology annotation, molecular function: zinc ion binding; DNA binding. The record is from RefSeq and is a predicted model, not a curated record. Lineage: Eukaryota; Viridiplantae; Streptophyta; Magnoliopsida; Fabales; Fabaceae.
ACAAAAUAUAAAUAAAAUCUCAAUUCCAUAAAUUUUCAUGUACGUCUAGUUUCAAUGGAUGUGGAAUAAGAAAUUAAUUAAAUUGAUAACUAUAAUUAUAAACGUUGAGCUUUCCCAGCCGUUACGUUCUUAACCACCACACCACUACCGUCACAGCCAGCCUGUCUGUUGUUCUAAUCCCAUACAUUUCUUAUUAACUUAUAAAUAAUUUACCUAUUUAAUUAACACUAAUAAUUGAAUUAUUACUUUCACCUUUCAAAAAACCCACAAACACAACUGUUUACUCCAUUAAUUAACAUUUUGUUGAAAACGAUCAAUACCAAUUUGUCUCGUUUCGCCGUUUCUUCCUCUUUCUCUCUCAUCAUAACCUUUCAGACUCUGUUAUCAUUUCCCUGUUAAGAUUCUUUCUCUUCCCUUUUCUCCUUCUUAUCUCUUCCUUCUCAAUUCCACCACAACCACUCCUUCUUAUCAUCAAUCAGGUAGGAGAUCUUUCAUCUGAAAACGUAGAUCCAUCACAAUCUAUGGCGGAAGAGCAUCGAUGUCAAGCUUCCGAAGGCCACAGACUCUGCGCAAAUAAUUGCGGUUUCUUUGGUAGUUCAGCUACGAUGAAUCUCUGCUCUAAAUGUUACAGAGACAUCCAUUUGAAAGAACAAGAACAAGCCAAAACCAAAACUACGAUUGAAACUGCUCUCUCCUCCGCCUCUUCCGCCGUCGUAGUAGCCGCUUCGCCGCUGCCGGCAAUCGAAUCCAUUCCUCAACCGCCAGCGUUGACUAUACCGUCUAUCGUUUCUGACGCAUCGGACUCCUCGACCGAAACGGUUCAGUCGAACCGGUGCGGAACGUGCCGGAAGCGGAUCGGGUUAACCGGAUUCAAGUGCAGAUGUGGAAUCACGUUUUGUGGGACCCACAGGUAUCCUGAGAAACACGAGUGCUGUUUCGACUUCAAGGCGGUGGGGCGAGAGGAGAUAGCUAAAGCGAAUCCCUUGAUCAAAGCAGACAAGCUGCGAAGAAUUUGAUUUGAUCUCCACCGUUGGAUGAAUGAUGUGAUUUAGAUGAGUUGAUCUGGACCGUUUGUUGCGGACCUUACCUACCCGAACGAAUCAUGUGGCGCGCUUGUUGAAAAAUGUAUAAAAAUCAAAUCUAUCUAUCUAUUAAUGAUGGCGUUAGAGAAAGAAAAAAAAAGUUGAAUAAGUCGUUUUUUUUAAGUGGCUUUUGCUUUGUAUUAAAGGGAAUGAAGGGAAAAAAAAGUGAUUUUCUUGUGUUGGAUGGAAUUGAAAAUUUUAAGUCCACACCCGCGUUUGGAAAUUAUGGGGUGGUCCUAAUGUAAAAGCGUUGCCAUUUAAUAUUAUAGGGUUAAAUAUAUUUUAGAUUUUUAUAAAA